AUGUCUUUACCACCUCAAGAUCCUACCAGGAAUUCAUAUCAACAACCAAAUACACAACGUCAUAUAUUCCCAGUUCAACAAAAUCUUGGUCAACAAAACAUUGCUUACCCAAGACCACCUUCAACUGGUAUUCGCGGUCCACCAAUUCAACAGCACAAUUCUCCAUACUCAACUCCAUAUGCCAAUAAGCAACCAGUUCCACCGAGACAAAAUGGCAACAAUGGAGUAUCUGCAGAACAACAAAUUGCUCAAGGUAUUUUGAGUAAUGCUGCGAAUGGUCAAACUCCUCAGCGACAGCCUCAGAGACAAAAUGGUCCACCUCCCAUGGGUGCAGCAAUUCACAUGGCACCUCAGCAUACCCCGCAAAAUCAAUCCAUGACCGUCACUCAUGCCGUUCACCCAACUCCCCCAUCUGUCUUGAAUCAAACUCGAGAUUUUGCAACACAGCAACGGCAAUCACAAUCCCCCGCGAUGCAAGGACAAAGUCUUGGUGUUCAACGACCCCCGUCUAUGAACCCCUCCCCCGCCAACUCAAACCUCGGAUCUACGAGACCGCAAGAUUCACCGGUAAGUUCCACUCAGGAUAUGUCUAUGAUUGACCCUCAGCUUGCGCUUGAUCAACAAUUGGACCCUAACGGUUCUCUUCUUUCUCCGGCGGAUGAACAUGAUCAAACCGAAGCUCCGGAAGUGACUCCUGGUGAAAUGUUAUCUGCCCCACCAGGAGGUAGUUAUCCAACCUUCGAGGCCCUUUUUGCAGCUGCGCAAGCACACGCUUUGGCACAUGGUUAUGCGUUCGUCAUUGGCAGAUCUAAACGCGACAAUAGAGGUCUGAAGAAAGUGUUCUUGAUUUGUGAUCGCGGCGGAACCAAUAAGGAGAAGGUGCCCGGUGAACAGCGACAACGUAAGACCAAAUCGCGUAAAUGUGGUUGUGAAUUUGGAGUCUUUGGUCUCGAAAACAAAACUUCUUGGCUUCUACGAGGUCGGAUUGAUGGAGAGCAUUUAACACACAAUCAUCCUCCAAGCGAAAGUCCCACCGAGCACCCGGGAGCUAGAAAAUUAGAUCCUAAAGCAAUUGCUGCUGUAAAGGCUCUUGAGGAAAACGGUGUUUCUGUAAAAGAAACCCUUGAAAUUCUCCAUCGUGACAAUCCUACUAUUCGCUUCCUUCCUCGUGACAUCUAUAAUGCCCGAGCCGCAAUUAAACGCGACCCUACUCGUGUUGAACCCACAGCCAUGGAGUCUCUUCCCACGUUCUACAAAAAGCCCCCUAUGUCAUUUGAAGAGAAGCUCCGCGCCGAGCUUCGAACCGAGGUAGCGAAUGCCCAAGCAGAAGUAGAGAAAAUCAAGGCCGAUUGGAAGCAAGAAGUAGAAGAUUUGAAGGAACAGUUGAGGCAAAAGGAUUUAGUAAUCCACAAGUUUGAACAAUUCAUCGAUAUCUGUAACGAGCGGGUAAUGAUUAGAAGAGAUGAGUUGUCGGAUCCCCCCGCCGGUGCAGAGCCAGGCGCAAACGCUAUAGCAAAUGCUAUGGGUAAUGCUAUGGGGAACGCUAUGGGUAGUAGCAUGGGCAAUACAAUAGGCUAA
Messenger RNA from Botrytis byssoidea, 1578 nucleotides. RefSeq lists its product as uncharacterized. NCBI's taxonomy places the organism in Eukaryota, Fungi, Ascomycota, Leotiomycetes, Helotiales, Sclerotiniaceae. Gene Ontology annotation, biological process: regulation of transcription by RNA polymerase II. Bases 1 to 1578 code for a protein of 525 amino acids. The record is from RefSeq and is a predicted model, not a curated record. Gene Ontology annotation, molecular function: DNA-binding transcription factor activity, RNA polymerase II-specific; RNA polymerase II cis-regulatory region sequence-specific DNA binding. The transcript has 2 exons.